GUGUGACAGCUCCCCUUCGCAGCGAGGGAGAGAAUGAGAAUAGUGGAUGUAGUUUGUACAGCGCGGCAACAGAGAAGUCACUUCAAAAGAUUUUGACAUGAAGAAGGACAUAGACACAUUAAUAGCAGAAGAACGGGCUGAAAUCAUCUCUAAAUAUGACAAGGGCAGGCAGGAGGGUGUCAGUAUUGAUCCGUGGGAGGAUGCUGACUACAGCAUUUAUAAAAUCACAGACCGCUUUGGCUUCCUGCAUGAGGAAGAGCUUCCAACACCAAGUGUGCUUGAAGAAAAGCAAAAGCAGCAGGAGCUCGAGCGAGUUGAGAAAUGGCUGAAGAUGGUGAAGAAAUGGGACAAAUACAAGAGCAGUGAAAAGCUGGCGAAGCGUGUAUAUAAAGGUAUUCCUCUCCAACUUAGAGGACAAGCUUGGGCCUUGCUUUUAGACAUAGAGAAGGUGAAACAAGAUGGUAAAUAUGAGAAAAUGAAGCAGCAGGCUCGUAACUUCUCCACAGAAAUUAAGCAGAUAGACUUGGAUGUUAACAGAACCUUCAGGAACCACAUCAUGUUCAUGGAUCGCUUUGGAGUCAAGCAACAGGCGCUGUUUCACGUACUAGCUGCUUACUCUGUCUACAACACGGAGGUGAGCUACUGCCAGGGGAUGAGUCAGAUCGCUGCCAUCUUGCUCAUGUACCUGAAUGAGGAGGAUGCCUUCUGGGCUCUGUCCCAACUCCUUACCGACAACAAGCAUUCCAUGCACGGGUUCUUCAUCCCGGGAUUUCCCAAGCUGCACCGUUUCCAGGCUCAUCAUGAGCUAAUCCUGUCCAAAAUGCUGCCUAAGCUCAAGAAACACCUGGACAAGGAGCAGAUGACAACAGGGAUUUACACCACAAAAUGGUUUCUGCAGUGCUUCAUUGAAAGAACACCUUUCACCCUCACCCUGCGUUUAUGGGACAUCUACAUAUUGGAAGGGGAGAAGAUGCUAUCUGCUAUGGCUUACACUAUCCUCAAGUUACACAAAAAGCGCCUGCAGAAACUUCAGUUAGAGGACCUGAGAGAAUUUCUUCAGGAGCAGCUGGCUGCUUCUUUCUUCAUGCCUGAUGAUGCUGUAGUUGAACAGUUGCAGACAGCAAUGACUGAACUACGCAGUAAAAAGCUGGACCAACCUCCUCCAGCCAAGUCAGAUGAGUUACCCAAGAAGCCUCUGGGUCAAGAGAGACCAGUUCUCCUUCUCCCAUUGCAGCCUGACUCUUCUGUGAAGGUCAAAAUAAGUCCGCAGUCUGAGAGCCAGCCCAGUACAGAUACCCAGGAAACAGUUGGCAUCACCCCACAUCAGCCUCCCUCCCUUGAAGAGCCCCAGGAAUCAAGAAGCCUCUCCAGGCCAAACACACCUACUUUGCCUUCACCAGACCCUGUUGUGGUUCACACACAAGGGACACCAUCUUCUCUGAGGCCUUGUCAAAAUCCUCCGAUCCCUCCAAAAGUAGGGGUAAGGAGAGAUGUUAAGGAAUUGUUCCCAGCAGUUAGUCAAGAGAGGGGCAACGAGGAAAACGAGACCUCAGUCACAGAGAUCCAAGAAGAACCUGUGGAUUGGCCUCCACCCUAUGAGCCCCCUCCCUUGGAUAUGCAUACAAUGGAAGCUGAGGAGGAAAUCAUGGAUCUCCCUGAUCUACCACCUCCACCUUUCAUUUUCCCUAACCAGAUUGACCAAAUGCCACUGGGAGGUUGUUCGCCCCAUCUGGGAGCUAGGACUGGCCCGGGUAUCCAGCAGUGCUCUCACUCCCCCCGCUCAGCCUCACCACUGGUCAAUCAAAUUAAGCUAUCCCCAAAACUAUACCCUAAACCUCCGACAUCACUUGACAUUUUGCAGAAAAAAUCUUUGCCCUCAAAACCCUCCCCCAAUCGUGCCUUCACAGAUUCGUCUUCCUCUCCCAGAAUUCCCCCAAAGCCAACCAAGUUCCCAGUCUCUCUAUACGUCCCGGUAUCUGCAGGAGAUAGACGGCCUUCUAACACCUCACAGUAUGACAACCUUUCGGAGGUUGAUGAAGAUGACCGUAAUCUAGAAAGAGUGCUGAGCUCCACUCCUGAGGAAAUUCCUAGCCUGCACAACAACCCAUCAUACAACAGAGAAUAUGACCCUGCUGUGUACCCUCUGCCUCCACCUCCUGUCUACAUGCAUCACUCUGCUUCCCCUCCCUCACUAUGUGCCCUUCCCAGUUUGCCACAAGAACCAGAAUAUGUAGGAGAGGGCAGUUGGGUGGAGGAUCCUAUCCUUGCCCCUCCUCCACCUAGUUUUGCCGACAGACUUAGUCCCCUCCAAUGCACCACUGCCAGCUGUUCAGACCCGCACAAAGCCAUGUCACCCGGUUAUUCUAAGCCUUUCUCCAGGGGCCCCAGAGACCAUUCUGCCUUCCCAGCACCGCUGUUGUACACCGGGUCACCUCCGACUCACUUAAGAUCCUCAGGACAGUCAGAAGUAGGAGUAGCUUUGGUCCAGUCCAGUCCAGACUUUUGCAGGGUGCCUCAAAGUGGACAUCAGUUGCCCAAGUCGGUGACAUUUUAAAGUGUUAUACAAAUGUUACUGAGUUAUUGAUUUUGACAAUAUGCUUGGGAUUCUCUGUUACUGCUUGUCUAGUUUUCAAAGACAUUUUCAAGGUGAAAGGCCAGUAAGUUUUAAAUUUGUUGUGUGUGUGCUCACGUGUGCUCAUAUGCUCAUGCUUCGUGUAUUAGAUUCUUGCACCUUCUUUUAUGGGCAGUGGUGUCAAAUUUGUAUUUAAAUUCUGUUGGCUGCACAGAAAAAGUGUUAACUUGCCUGCUCUUGUUGUCAUGUGAGAAAAUGAGGUUUCAGUUUUUUGGAUUGUAAUAAGAAAUUUUCAGACUGUUUGUCCAUACAACCUGCGCAUUUCACCAUUGGUUUGUUUCUCUCUGUUUAACAGUGUCCCAACAAAGUGUCUUAACCUUAUCAUUGUGCACUGAGGGUUGCAACUCUAACACAAGGGCUUUGAGGCUGCCAAAUGAGACCUUGCAACCAAAGCCUGUACAUUUAUGCUGAAUUUAUAUCAAACUGUGAGCAGGCUCACAUAUCUAACAGUAUAUCAAACUGUAAUGAGAAACUGUUAUUAUUCUUUACAGAAUUUUUAGGUCAGUACUUGAUUUAAAAAAGGACCACUAAUGCAGUGCACAGGCAAACCUUUCAGAGAGUUUAAAGCUGUAUCCACCAGCAGCAAUAUGAAACGAUGUGAUACUUCUCUGCUUUAAAUACUGAAGUUUAUAUCACAUGAAGCCUGGUCAGGUCAGCUAUUUCCCAGGCAGGUAGCAGUGGGUACUUUGUUUGUCUUUUUAAUUUCUUUGUUUGGAUGCUUUUGUUUUUCAAAGUAAUAGUUCCAGUGUUAUCUGUUUGUCUAAUACUUGAUCUCACAGCAAUAAUGUACUGUGUAUAUAAACAUGCAUGUAUCAAAUUUAAUUAAGGAAAGACUAAAAUGAGGUUUUAUUCCAUCACAUCAGCAGUUUCUCAGUAAAAUCCAUUGACACUUAUUUGAGAGUAGCGCCAUCUAGUGUUCAGUGGUAGAAUAGAUUCAAAGACCGAGAUGCUUUUUGGGAAACUACUUCUGCUUGUUAAUAGUUCUUCCUUUUAUUCUUGGUUAUGAAUGUGCACAUAUUCAGAGACUUAUACAUGAGCAAAUCCCAUAUCUCACUGUUUAAAACUGAUAUAAACCAGGAAGAAAAAUUCAUCUGAGUUUCUUCACAUACUUUAGAGCUAUUGGUGACUUUAGUGUUUUAUUUAAUUGCUAUAAGGACUUUUUUUUUUUUUUUUGAGAAAUGGAAGUUGAGCCAUAAUAUAAAAUACAAGGAACUACUGUAUAGUCAAACAUGUUUAUGUUCUUACAAUUAUGACAUUGUAUGUAAACAUCAGUUUUGGGUUUUGUUUUGUUUUUUUGCACUGACAUUUGUUAUUACAGACUUUGCUGUUCUUAAUGGGUUUUUUUUAUUUUUUUUUAUGGAAUUACAAAUUAGUGCUAAAGUCUUUGGUCUAGGUUUGCAGACUCACUGUACAUUCUUGUCUAACAACUUGGACCUUAGCUCCCACACAAGUAUAUUUUGGCUUGCUGGAGUAUUCUGUCAUGUGACCUGCCCACCAAUUGUGGAUCAGUACUCCUUUUAUGGAUCUGUUUGGCAUCAGUGAGAUUUGGGCUCAGACCAAAGCUUUUGUGCAGUUAUGCAACUAUGAGUUUUAUAAAGAGACAAACCCGG
This is a messenger RNA of Maylandia zebra (zebra mbuna), 4242 nucleotides long. RefSeq lists its product as uncharacterized. The record is from RefSeq and is a predicted model, not a curated record. NCBI's taxonomy places the organism in Eukaryota, Metazoa, Chordata, Actinopteri, Cichliformes, Cichlidae. Gene Ontology annotation, biological process: regulation of GTPase activity. Gene Ontology annotation, molecular function: GTPase activator activity; small GTPase binding.